AUGGAAAGAAAGAGAAUCAAUGUCCUACGUGUGCAGGAAACCAAAUGGAAGGGAAAGAAAGCUAAAGAGAUAGGGCAGGGCUACAAGCUGUUCUACAAUGGUGAUGGUAAUAGAAGGAAUGGAGUUGUUAUUGUGCUGGACUCAAGUCUGAAGGAGGGAGUGUUAGAGGUGAGCAGGGUGUCAGACCGGCUGAUAGCAGUGAAAGUGAGCAUAGAAGGGCUGAUAGUCAACAUCGUUAGUGCUUACGCACACAUGCCUGGCUGUGAAGAGGAAGAAAAGGUGGAGUUUUGGAGACUAGGUGACUACCUCAGUUCAGUAGAGGAAAGAGAGGAGCUGUGGUUGGGUGGGGACGUAAAUGGACAUGUAGGAAGUGGCAACAUCGGUGCGGAAGAAGUCAUGGGAAGACACGGACAUGGAGAAAGAAAUGAUCAAGGUGACCAGAUCCUCAGCAUAGCAGGAAUGUUUGGACUGGUGGUAGUUAACACUGACUUCUCUAAACCGGAAGCAAAGAAAGUUACCUACUCCAGUGGAGGUAGAAAGUCACAAAUUGAUUAUAUCAUGACUAGGCGGAGGAGUCUGAAAACCCUCAGAGACUAA
Messenger RNA from Penaeus chinensis, 597 nucleotides. Its product is annotated as craniofacial development protein 2-like. The record is from RefSeq and is a predicted model, not a curated record. The coding region runs from base 1 to 597 and encodes 198 amino acids. Gene Ontology annotation, cellular component: nucleus. NCBI's taxonomy places the organism in Eukaryota, Metazoa, Arthropoda, Malacostraca, Decapoda, Penaeidae. Gene Ontology annotation, biological process: chromatin remodeling. The transcript has a single exon.